AUGGGCAAGACCAUUCUUAUAACCGGUGCUACGGGCAAACAGGGCAGAGCCCUUGUCAAUGCCCUAGCAAGUCGCGCAGGACAGUCCAGCGCCGAUGAGGCAUCAGAGCAGGGUGCUUUCAGGAUCCUCGCUCUUACACGAAACGCCUCAAGCUCGGCAGCCCAACAUCUGGCCCAAAAGGAGCACGUAGAGGUCGUGCAAGGAGACUUGGAUGACCGCGAGUCGGUACGCAAGGUGUUCGAAGACGCGAAGAGCACGGGAGGGAUAUGGGGCGUGUACUGUGCGCUCGCGUUUCCGGGUCUGGGUGCAAACGCGGACGGCGAGGAGAGGCAAGGAAAGCUGAUGGCCGACCUGGCGUUGGAGUACGGAGUUUCUGUGUACAUCUACUCGUCGGCGGAGCGCGCUGGUCCCGCCCACGACGACGAGGAAGUACGAUCUGGUCGCGCGAAGAUGCUCAUCGAGCGCCAUGUGAAAAGCCUCGGAGAGAAGGGUCUCUCAUGGACGAUCAUGCGCCCAGGAUUCUUCUUAGACAAUUAUGAAGGAUUCAUUGGCUCAAUCACAGUCGCAGUUAUGAAAUGCGGGCUGAAGCCGGACAGCAAAGUGGCGCUCAUCGAUUCUGAAGACAUCGGUCGUGUUGCCGCUGCUAUCUUUAGAAGCCCCGACAAGUACCAACACAAGGAGCUCGUCGUCAUCGGGGAAGUUGCCAGCAUGUCAGAGCAAAACGAAGCUUACAAGCGCGCAACUGGCCGACCGCUACCGUCAAUUCCGAACAUCUUCGCACGGAUUCUUGUAGCGAUAAACAAAUCUACGAAAGACCUCGUUGACCACUUCGACGCGUUACACCACGCUCGUGUAACGGGACAGCAUGAUCAAUUUGAGUCGCAGGUCCAAUUGACGCGAGAGGCUCUCCCUGAGAUCAAAUCCGUGUAUGAUUGGGCGCUUGUGCAGAAGAAUGGUCAAGGUCGAGACAGUGGAGAUCAGGGAUGGAACAAAGUCUCCAUCUGGCAGUUGAUAACAGGUCGACUGUGA
Molecule: messenger RNA, 1029 nt
Organism: Fibroporia radiculosa
Lineage: Eukaryota; Fungi; Basidiomycota; Agaricomycetes; Polyporales; Fibroporiaceae
Exons: 6
Coding region: 1-1029 (342 amino acids)
Source: RefSeq, a predicted model, not a curated record